GCCAAUCGAAAGGGUGUUUGUUGAAUGGCAACAUGGCGUCGCUCUGUCAGUGACUGGGACGGAGGCUGCCGUAUGGGGAAGUGAAGCUGGCAGCUUUACGUCGGUCCCGGCUGUAAUUGGCGCCCGACACUCGGUGUGAGCGGAGCUGCAUUCGGGUGGAAAAUGUCCAGUGAAGGGGGGAAGAAGCAAUUUUGGAAGCGGAAUGUUUCCAAGGUUCCAGGCAGUAUACAACAUGUAUAUGGAGCUCAGCAUCCUCCAUUUGAUCCUCUGUUACAUGCAAACUUACUCAAAGCAAAUUCAAAGCCACAAUCUGUAUUAAUGCGGACAAAGAAGGUUACAACUUUCCAGGAGUUUGAGAGUAUUACAAGUGAUGCUUGGGAUGUUGGUGAUGAUGAUGAUGAACUCUUGGCGAUGGCUGCUCAAAGCCUUAAUACAGAUGUUGUUAUGGAAACAGCAAAUAAAGUACUUCAGAUUCAUAGCAAACUACAAGAACAGAAGCAGCAGGACAAACAAACAGAGACAUCACCAGAACAAUUGGACCGUUUAGAACAAGUGAACAAUAAAAUGGACAUCGUAAAGUCGACUGGGACAGUUGAACUUGAUAGAUCAGGUUUUGAUGAUUUUGAGAAAACUCCUCUUCAGAGGCAGCAAUCUGUUCCUUCUAGAUCAACAAUUCCAUUGGCAGCAAGAAUUGCAGACCAAGAUACCUCAGAUGCUCCUUUGAUGACUGAAAGAGAAAUGUUUCGUCUAGAAAAAUUCAGGCAGCUGCUGGCAGGUCCAAACACUGAUUUAGAAGAGUUGAGGAAGUUCAGCUGGUCUGGAAUCCCAAGACAGGUUCGACCAAUUACGUGGAAACUUCUUUCAGGUUAUUUGCCUGCCAAUGCAGAAAGAAGAGAAAGCACACUACAGCGGAAGCGAGCAGAGUAUUUUGCUUUGAUUGAUCAAUACUAUGAUUCUAGAAAUGAUGAGCACCACCAAGACACUUACAGACAGAUUGCCAUAGAUAUUCCUCGUAUGACUCCUGAGAGUUUAAUACUGCAACCAAAAGUAAGAGAGAUUCAUAUUGAUAUUCCAAGAACUAAUCCUCUUAUUCCUCUCUUUCAACAAGCUUCUGUGCAAAAGAUCUUUGAACGCAUUCUUUUCAUAUGGGCGAUAAGGCACCCAGCCAGUGGAUAUGUUCAAGGGAUAAAUGACCUUGUUACACCUUUCUUUGUAGUCUUCGUUUUUGAAUACAUUGAAGAAGAGGUGGAAAAUUUUGAUGUUUCCAGUCUGCCUGAAGAAGUGCUGCAAAACAUUGAAGCUGAUAGUUUCUGGUGCAUGAGCAAAUUACUUGAUGGUAUUCAGGACAACUACACGUUUGCACAACCGGGGAUUCAGAGGAAAGUAAAAGCAUUGCAGGAGCUUGUUAGCCGGAUUGAUGAACAAGUACAUAAACACUUACAACAGUCAGAAGUCGAAUACCUGCAGUUUGCUUUUCGAUGGAUGAAUAACCUGCUGAUGAGAGAACUUCCCCUGCGUUGUACCAUCAGGUUAUGGGACACGUAUCAGUCUGAACCAGAGGGAUUCUCACAUUUCCACCUGUACGUUUGUGCUGCUUUCCUUGUCAAAUGGAGGAAAGAAAUAUUGGAAGAAAAAGACUUUCAGGGACUGAUGAUUCUUCUACAGAAUUUACCCACAAUGCAUUGGGGAAACGAGGAGAUCAGCGUUCUUCUGGCAGAGGCUUAUAGACUGAAAUAUGCAUUUGCGGAUGCACCAAAUCACUACAAACGAUGAACCCAAAUAAGAAAAGAAAAAUCUAGAUGUGAAAGCCCUCAUUUUUCAUCUGUAUCUCAGUUUUUUGCGACAACUUUAAAGUAACCCCGUUCAUUUGGACUUGGCAUGUUAUACUUAAUAUAAUAAUUGAGUUAUUUUGCCGAUUUGGAAACAAAAAGCAAAAAUUAAUUUAAUGUAAAUUUGUCACAGUGAUUAUACCAAAUUACAGGCACAAUUUUAAGUAAACUGCAAGUUGUGCCAUUGGGUAAAAUGAUGGUGAAGGGAUGGAUAAGAUCCUUUGCUAAGGAAUAAAGUAUUUUGGAUAUAAUGGUAUCUGAGGCUUUCUGAGUAUCCUUCUGAGAAUUGGCUUUAUUUUUAUCUGCCAUUUCUUAUUUUUAUUCAGUGCUUUGGAGCACUGUGUUCACUCAAGAUUCUGCCUAAACACAAGCCAUAGCAAAUAUAAUUGUGCCACAUAAUGUCGGCAAUUGAAAAAGCCUUUUGGGUUUUCAAAAUUCUAGGAAAAGCUCCCAAUUAGGAAGUAAUGUCAUCUGCACUCUUCCAAAUAGCUGUCCUUUCUGGAUCCAAAUAAGUUAACUUGAGCAUUAUGAUUAUAAAAUCACUGUUGAUUUCUUAUAGCCGUUUACAGAGUUGAAAUAGUGCCUGACGUCAAAUGACAUGUACCCCUAAGUGAACUAUUUAUGAUCUCUCUAUUAAAGUCUGCUAUCACUAAAUAUCUGAAAUGUUUGUCUUCAAAUGAAAUACUGUUUUAUGAUCAAUUAUGUCUUUUUUUCAUGUAUAGACUGGCUUAAGAUCGAAAGUUAAUUGGUUUUCCAACAGUUUGUUUCUUUCCAGAUACAGUGGUUCCCAGUCACUCUACCAUACUCUAAUAUACCAAAGAUUCUACGAUAGCACUUAUUGUCUGUGGCUGUCACACGUACAGGAGUUCUAACACCACAAUCUUUGUCACACCGUGAUUUUAUUUUGUUCUCUUCUCCCCCCACCCCCGGGACCAUUUCAGAGAGACUUACAGAUCUGCUUUGUGCUAAAGCAAUUGUCAUAUAUAACAGAUACUUACAGAUUGCAGUGAAACAUUUGUAUUUCAGUUUAGAAAUUGUGCAGUGCAGAGCCUAUUUAUGUAUAUGCUACUUACAUUAUUGUAAAUAGAAAUGUGAUCUGCAACUGAAAUAAACUACAGGAUAAGAA
Molecule: messenger RNA, 2955 nt
Organism: Carcharodon carcharias (great white shark)
Lineage: Eukaryota; Metazoa; Chordata; Chondrichthyes; Lamniformes; Lamnidae
Gene: tbc1d22a
Product: TBC1 domain family, member 22a
Exons: 14
Coding region: 163-1773 (536 amino acids)
Biological process (GO): activation of GTPase activity
Molecular function (GO): GTPase activator activity
Source: RefSeq, a predicted model, not a curated record